GUGUGUGUGUGUAUGUGUGUGAGAUUCAGGAGGAGCUGCAACCAGAGCAGUCUCUCUGGGCACUCUCUCUGUGCCGAGCUCACUGCUGUCCUCUCUUCCUCCGUCGCUGGCCUCUUUUCAGUUUCGUCCUCUCGGAUCCCUUCUUCUUUUCAUCCACUACUCAUCCUGUGGAUUUCUUUCCCCCUCCGUCUCUCUGGGAAACAUUCGCAGAGCAGUGCUGUCGUGACUCUCCGGCUGCCACUGCAAGGGAAGGAGAGAGCAGGAGGAAGGAGAGAGAGAGAGAGAGAGAGAGAGAGAGAAGCUGAGACAGACCAAUCGAUUACUCUGGUACAGAGGAGAGAGGCACUGGGAGAGGAGAGACAGUAGCAGUGAUUUUCCCACUCCUUUUGCUUUAAAAGGAGAUUUUCUUUGACUUGUACGGGAGUCUUCUGAAGCAUUCGGUUCACGUCCUUCCCUUGCAAAGAGGGGACAGCUAAUUGAAGGGACAGCUGGUGUGGUUUUGACACAUCAAGGACUCAUCUUCCUUCCCCUCUUCAUCCAAAACUUCCAACAUUUGGGACUUUGGAGGAGGACCGCUUUGGACUGAGAAGUUCAAUGUUUACCAAAUAAUCAAUCUGGAUUCUGAAUGAUAAUGCUGGACACCAACCAUUGCCUGUCCUUCGAACCCUCCCCCCUGGGCUCUCCACCAAUGGGAGACGACAUGGAGAAGGCAGGACUGAAGAUGGAUCACGACAGAGACGUCUAUCACAGCCUGAAAGAAGUACUCCAGCUCAAACUCCAGCAGAGACGAACACGCGAGGAACUGGUCAGCCAAGGGAUCAUGCCACCACUGAAGAGCCCGGCAGCCUUUCACGAACAGCGGAGGAGUCUGGAGCGAGCAAGGACCGAGGACUAUCUGAAGAGGAAGAUCCGGAGUCGUCCUGAGCGCUCUGAGCUGGUCAGGAUGCACAUUCUGGAGGAGACGUCGGCAGAGCCGUCGCUGCAGGCCAAGCAGCUGCAGCUGAAGCGAGCGCGACUGGCCGACGACCUCAACGACAAGAUCUCCCACAGACCAGGUCCCAUCGAACUGGUCCACAAGAACAUCCUGUCUGUCACCUGCCCUCUGCAGCACUCACUGCUGGAUUCUCCAAAGGGAGCCGGGGGAGAGAGCUCGUCUUUAGAUGAAGACAGCAGUGAUGCUCUCUCACCAGACCAGCUAACCAAUCACGACUCUCCCCUGAGUGCCGUCCCUCAGCUGUCCCCCUCUGACGCACUGACCCAGAACGGGGAUGUUUCUCCCACACAGCCCCCUCCUCCACCUCCUCCACCACCCCCUGCGCAGGUGAAUGGCUCAGACUCCUCCCCACCCCCAAAAUUGACAAAUGGAACAACGAUGACCUCAGCAAACUCCCGCCCCUCUACUGGCCAGGUCAAGCAGUCUCAAGCUAAGACGAGUUCAGAUCGUCCUCCACAGAGAUCUAAGAAACCAAAGGACAGCAAACCCAAGGUGAAGAAGCUGAAGUACCACCAGUACAUCCCUCCAGACCAGAAAGCAGAUAAGGAGCGUCCGCCGCAGAUGGACUCGUCCUAUGCGAAGCUCCUACAGCAGCAGCAGCUCUUCCUGCAGCUGCAGAUCCUUAGCCAGCAACAGCAGCACUACAACUACCACACCAUCCUGCCCGCCCCGCCCAAGCCUCCAACCGAGCAACCUCCCACAACCAACUCUGGACCUUCUCCCUCCCGCAGCGUUCCCACGACGACCACCACAACCCCUUCCAAUCAGAGUGGGGCUGCCCGUCAGAGCCAGACUGCGGUGGGAGGGGCCAAACCCGGCGCACUGCCAGCCAACCUGGAUGAGUUCAAAGUCGCUGAGUUGAAACAGGAACUGAAAUUACGUGGUUUGACCGUCUCAGGCACCAAGAAUGAUCUCAUUGAGAGGCUCCGCAACUACCAGGAGCAAAAUGGCGGCGCCACAGCGGCUUUCAAAAACGGCAUAUUACACCCGAGCCAGCAGGGCGCUAACUCGGCUGCUGGCACCAUCACAUCCUCUCCAACCACCACUACCACCCCUGAUCACCUGUCAGGAGAGUGUGGCUUUAGGUUAGCUUUGUCCUCGUUGGCUCACGCGGUCCCUGGGAGAGUCAUGCGUUUUGGCAGCACUAGCUCCAGCCCUCCUGUGUCGCCUACUCCAUCUGAGAGGUCGUUGGCUGGGAUGAGUCCAGAUGAGACGAGCUGUAAUGGAGACAUGUUUGGAGAAAUGGUGAGCUCUCCCUUGACCCAACUCACCCUGCACCCAUCUCCUCAGCACCCGGCAAACAUCUCUCCGCGCUCGCAGUCUCUCUCCAAGGUCAAAGAGGAGAUCCAGAGCCCAUGCAGCCUGUCCAGGUCUUCAGCUGUCUCGGGCCAGCCUCCGGAACCCCUGGCAGUGGUAACCAUGGACACGUCCUCCAUGGACAAGGACCAGAUGCUCCAGGAGAAGGACAAACAGAUCGAGGAGCUGACCAGGAUGCUGAGGCAGAAGCAGAGGCUAGUGGAGACGCUCAGGUCCCAGCUGGAGCAGGGCAAGAUGGCGGGCGGGGUAGUGGUGGAGAAGGAAGGAAGUGAGAGGAGCAAAUCAUCCCCAGAGGUUAAACUUCAAACUCUAAUAAAAGCCUCGGCCAUUCAACCCCCGACUCUCCCGAACGGCGUUGUGGUGAAGGUGAAGAGGGAGGUGGAGCCCGAGGAAGAAAUGGAGGGAGUGACAGAGGAGGCCCAGGCAAAGAAGCUGGCCCAGCCGAUGCAGUGCUCUCAGGAGACUCUGCACAAGCUGCAGCAGAUUCAUCGGCUGCAGGUCCAACAAGCCGAACAGCAGAAACAGCAGCCACAGCAACCCAAACAGCAGCAGAGCCAGGCGCAGCUGCAGAAAGCAGCAGAGGCUAAAUCAAACCCUCAAAAACAACAACAGCAGAAGAAGGAAGCCCCGAUCCUGCUCCGUCAGCAGCAGCUGCAGCAGCUCAUCAUACAGCAAACCCAACAGAAACAGCUCCAGGCCCAGUUAGCGCAGCAGACACUGGCCCAGCAGAAACUCACACAGCAGAAGCUGGUACGGGAGAACCAGCUCAAACAAACACAAGGGCAAGUUCAGCAGAACCAGCAGAAGAACCAAGUUCAGCUGAAGCAGGUUCAGCUGCAGAUCCAGAACCAGACGGUGGCAAGCCAGAAGCCUGCAGUGAACCAAACCCAGCAGAGGAAACAGCAGAAGGCUCAGCAGAGGCAGCAGCAGAAACAGCAGACGGCAGCUGUCGCCACACAACAGGUGACUCCAGUCUUCAUCAACCAACAGAACGGCACUCAGAUCCACACUCAGGCCAUUUCAUUAGACCUGCUCAAGGCCAACGGCACGCCCACACUGGUCACCGACAGCAACGGCAACCACUACCUGAUCGCUCUCACCAGUCCCACCACAGACGGACAGAAUGGAGUGUCCUCGUCGGCCAAAACCAAUGGACGCAUCACACUGCAGAGAUUGCAGUCCACUCCAACUAAACUCCCCAGCACUGAGAGCCAAUCAAAAGAGCAGACGGAGGCCGAGCCUGUGAGCCAGCCAAUCAAAAAGGGACAGAAGACGGGGCUGCACCUGGACACCAACGGUCUUCCACAGUCCAGCCUGUCGGUCACAGCUCCGCCAAACCUGCAGCCUUUCUUCGACGACAUGUCAGACACUGAAAGCCAAAGCAACUUAAUCUCAUCUCUCAAGAGAGAGGAGGUGUGUCCGCCUUACGACCGGCACACACUGUUCACCCCUCCCUCUCCCAAACCCAACACCUCCCUUCCUACUCAACACUCCAAACAGGAGAAUGGCGUGAACAGUCAGCAGAUGGACGACCUGUUUGACAUCCUGCUCAAGAGUGGAGAAAUCCCCGGCUUCAAGACCAACCCGGACCCUGCCCUCGCCCCUCUCCACUCAGACCCACCCUCCCCAUCUUCUCCCCCAUCUCCCCUACACCUCUCCCCUCCCACCCCUACAGAGCCCCUCAUCUCCGCUCAGCCCCCCGUGGCAGCGCCCUGCACAGGCAGCGGACGCCUGGAGGACUUCCUGGAGAGCACCACAGGCGCCCCUCUUCUGGGCGUGGAGCCCGACGGCGGCCUGACACUGAUCGACGACCUGCACAGCCAAAUGCUGAGCACGCCCAGCAUCCUGGACCACCCUCCCUCCCCUAUGGACACGUCUGACCUGGGCUUCUCCCCCCAUUCUACGGGGUUGGACUUUGGCGACCCCACCUUGGACAGCAUGGACUGGCUGGACAUCUCCAUGGUGGGGAGCGCUAGCGGAGGGAGCGGGGGCGGCGGAGGGGGGAGAGGAGGAGGAGGGGGAGCCGAUGAAGGAGACGGGGGGACGAGUCUGGCCCCGCUGGCGCCGCACACUCCGCCGAGCGUCUUCUCGGCUGAUUUUCUGGACAGCACGGACCUGCAGCUGCAAUGGGAGUCGUGCCUGUAGCUCCACGCGUAGAUGGACGCACACUCGCUCACGCACUGUGUACAGGCUCUGUCUUUAUUUCAUGCACAUACAGAAACCUUCUCUAUGCUGUCUCCACCACUGCAGGGGUCACUGGCACAUGCACACACACACACGCACACACAUUUACACAGUUUGCCCUGUCUUUCACUGGCUGUUACUCUAUGCAGGAUGAGGUGAAAUAAGAAAGGAACAUAGAAAUUAAAUUCAUAGAAAGGACUUGAACUUGGUGGGACUGACGUGGACUUUGUGGAUUUUAAUUCUAUGGGAAAAAAAAAAAUCCCUUCUCCUGUGUCCUGACCUGCAUUUUAUAACCGGGUGAAAGUGAA
This is a messenger RNA of Toxotes jaculatrix (banded archerfish), 4803 nucleotides long. RefSeq names its product myocardin related transcription factor Ab (gene mrtfab). The transcript has 18 exons. The coding region runs from base 626 to 4456 and encodes 1276 amino acids. NCBI's taxonomy places the organism in Eukaryota, Metazoa, Chordata, Actinopteri, Toxotidae. Gene Ontology annotation, biological process: smooth muscle cell differentiation. The record is from RefSeq and is a predicted model, not a curated record.